This is a messenger RNA of Dermacentor silvarum, 1364 nucleotides long. RefSeq lists its product as uncharacterized. The record is from RefSeq and is a predicted model, not a curated record. Lineage: Eukaryota; Metazoa; Arthropoda; Arachnida; Ixodida; Ixodidae. The transcript is spliced from 2 exons. The coding region runs from base 1 to 939 and encodes 312 amino acids.
AUGGAUUACGUUCGAACUUUCAGAGCCGCCCUCCGAAACCUGCUACGAGCAGCAGCCUCCGCGGCGGUGACCAUCACUCGGCAGCAGCGGGAGGACCAUCCACCCUGUCUCCUGACGCUGUGGCUGAUCGCUUUCACCGCCGCCUUCGUCGUCGUGGCCGCGGUCGCCCUGACCUCGCUCCUCCUGGCCGUGAUGUGCGCGCCGCGGAUCGCCGAACGAGCCCUGCAGGGCUGGCGACCUCUGUACCGACUCGAAGCGGUCGCCGCCAGAAUGGCUGCGCAAACGCAGAGCCACACCACGCUCGUUUGCACCGUGGGCGCCGGCGUCGUCGCCCCGAGGGAGGCGUACCCUCCCGACGGCGUCUGCCACUACACCGUGUUCACUCACGUCGCGUACGACCAGCGGCACGGCGGCUCCUUCCGAGCACUCGGGGCAUCGUCGACGUCGCAGGCGGCGGCGAGCUGGCGAAUCUUCAAGCGGCAGGCGUCCGGUUCCACCCUGACGCGCCUGCUCCCAUCGCACGGCGACUGGGAGACGUUCGUGCGCGCAGUCGUGCCGGAUUUGGCGCGGCGUAUCAACGCCAGCCUCGUCCGACACCGCCUGCACGGCCUGGCGCUCUUCCAGGUCCGCGUGCGGCCGGCGCAGCUUUCGGUCGUAGCGGCCGCCAUGCAGCUGCUGGCGGAGUACAACCCCGGCAUGUUCCUCGCCCUCGGCGUCAGCUUCGAAGGCGUGAACGACGCGAACGCGCUGAGCACGUUCCCGCCUGGCCUCCUGGACAAAGCCGUGGCGCCGCUGUCCCUUCUGGUGCUGGAGACGCACGUGCCCCCGCUGGACAGCGGAGGUCGCUGCCGCGCGACCUUCUCGUCGAUAGCGGAUCCCUACGUCGGUGAUUCCGAAAGCCAGGUGCCGAGUCGUCUCUCACUUCGGGGGCGCCAUUAGGAUCCUCGGCCAGCACCCGGACCUGCGGUCUGCGAGCACCCCAGCGUGCGCGUGGACGUGAACACGCAAGUGGCGUACGGCCAAGACGGGAAACGCUUCUUCAGCUUCGAGAGCGUGCGCGCGGUUGUGGCGAAGCUGUCUCCGCUGCUCAACGCGACGCUGCUGAGCGACCGCACUCCCUGCCUGGCGCUCUACAACAUCGAGCUGGACGACGGCGCCUGGCUGCGCUGCCCCUCCGAGCGAUACCCGAACAUCAUAUUGGAGGUGAACGGCCUUCUGCGCCACCACCUGCGCUCCUUCGUCCCGGACUCGAAGCGGACCCCGAGUCCCUGGGAGCGCUUGUUUUAUUCGUCGCCGUAACACGAAACAUUGUCACGUUCAUUUCCUUUAACGUCCGCAAUGACGGUGCAGUAUUUUUUUUUUUU